Molecule: messenger RNA, 914 nt
Organism: Populus euphratica (Euphrates poplar)
Lineage: Eukaryota; Viridiplantae; Streptophyta; Magnoliopsida; Malpighiales; Salicaceae
Product: nuclear transcription factor Y subunit B-5-like
Exons: 1
Coding region: 90-542 (150 amino acids)
Biological process (GO): regulation of transcription by RNA polymerase II
Cellular component (GO): CCAAT-binding factor complex; nucleus
Molecular function (GO): DNA-binding transcription activator activity, RNA polymerase II-specific; RNA polymerase II cis-regulatory region sequence-specific DNA binding; protein heterodimerization activity
Source: RefSeq, a predicted model, not a curated record
UAUAAAAGAUGAGUUUUUGACCAACCAAACGGCAAGUCUAGCUAGGUUGGAGGAAAAAGGAGGACUAAAUUUUUUGCAUCUAGGUAGACAUGGUCGAUAAUGUUGGUGCUGGUGCUUCAAGUGACGAUGGCGGCGUCAAGCUGGAGCAAGACAAGUUGUUGCCUAUAGCCAACGUUGGACGGAUCAUGAAGCAAAUUCUGCCGCCUAACGCGAAAAUCUCCAAAGAAGCCAAGGAAACGAUGCAAGAAUGUGCUUCUGAGUUUAUUAGCUUUGUCACCGGUGAAGCAUCCGAGAAGUGUAGAAAGGAAAGGCGCAAAACCGUGAAUGGAGAUGAUGUCUGCUGGGCUAUGGGAGCCCUAGGUUUUGAUGACUAUGCCGGGCCACUAAGAAGGUAUCUUCAAAGAUAUAGAGAGAUAGAAGGAGAUAGAGCUAAUCAAGAGAAGCCUGCUAACACUAAUAAUACUAGUAUUGCUGAUCAAGAAAAAGAAGCACCACCGUCCUCCUCCUCGUCAUAUAGAACUAAUCAAGGAAUCAGGAUGUAGUUCAUGAAUUCCAGCUCUAUUCAAGUUUGAUAUGAUGUGGGAUAUUCGUGAAUCGGUGCCCUACAAAGUCAUUUAAGGUUUUAGAUCGAUCGGGAGUAGACAUGAAUAUUUUUAGCUUAAUCUACAAUGAUUAUAGUCUUAAUUAGGUGGGAAGAUUAUUGUGGUUUUUUUCCUUUAUUCAUAUACAUAUGGCUAGCUACUUUGUUGCCUUUUGAUUAGAUUUAUCUUCAUUUCUCAGCAUAAUAUUCCAUGAAUUGAAAGAAACUUUAGCUUGUUUGGUAGGGAUAAAGGUAGAUCAAUAUUUUGAUCGAAUUGAUUUUGCUAUUGAGCUGGGAAACGUAAACAUUGCUGCUAUAUGCUUAUAUUCUGAUU